UCAGGCUGAACAGUAUACUGUUUAUGCAUCGACAUUGUGAUGUACCCAUGCGCAAAGGUCACAUCGCAGGACAUGUGAUGUCAAGUAGGGUUAGUUAACUCGGAUCUUUCGCAUUUUCAUAUUGUGUUUUGUCGGCAUUAAAGUGGAACCUUACGCUUGCAGCACUUGAUUAAUAUUAAAAUGCCUCUACGCAGUGGUUGUAACAGUGGUGACUUCCCACUACGCUGACUUAACUAGAAAAUCUUCUUCAGAGUUACUCAAGUUGUCUUGUGAAAAAUUCUGUCUUUCUCAUAUCAUAAUCUGUACUGCAGAAAACCAAGAUAGUCCAAUGUGAGUUUUAGUCCAAUAUCGUGCAACUGUAACUGAUAGCCAUCAGCCACAAUUGCUUCAGUUCUACCACUGAGAUCAUUUGCAAAGCAAAUACACAAUUUUUCAUCAAAUCCAAAAGAUUCCAGUUGUUUCAGAAGAAUUUACUGACAGUGAUAGAUUGACAAAAGCAUCAGAUAAGUCAAUAAAAAGGGCUACACAAUCUUGCUUAUUCAAGAGAUUUUUUUAAGUCGUCACAAUUAUAUCUCAGUCUAACACUUGAAUGAUAAGAUUUUCAAAUUGAGUGUUUCACAAAAAAAUGUUACCACCAUCAGAUAAAAAAGAAAAAAUGUAUGUUAAUUAUUAGCUAAUAAUGGAACUUCUAAUAAUUAUAGCCUUGGCUCUAACUUGGCUCUCUGUGGCUUUUUUGUGGACGAAUAUAACUAAGAGCAUUACACACGUUAAGAUUUGUAAAAUGCUUUAAUGAAAAGAUCUGAGUGCCAAGUUUGUUUGCCCAGCAAGGUGCAGUUAGAUUAGAGCCAGUGAGUGGAGAUCCUGCAUUUCCAAAUAUAUUACUUGAAGAAGUAAAGUCUAUUUCCAGCUGUGAUGGUAGAACGUUUCACUGGGUAAGGAUGAAGCAGAAUAAUGUUAUGAUGAUUUGAGUUUACAGAAAAUGUUGUCAAGAGAGUUUAGCAUACACUUUGGGUUAAAUAUGUCAGUAUUUAUGAAUAUUUAUUUCUGUGUAUGACCUUUUUCAUCUGGAAGAUGUGAUAAUAUCCAACAGAAAUUAAGCUGGUGCUAACAGCCUCCUAACAAUGCAGUUUCAACAGGAGAAAAACAGUAAUUUGUUAAAGAAGGGGUUUGCUUGCAAAGGCAUUUACUAGAUUCUCCAUUUAUUGAAAGACUAUGUAAAUGAAAACCAUGACUGGUAUUAGUAGGGCUUUGCAAUAUUUACAAUAUACAAUAUAUUCUUACUGUGAUAUGAUACUAUAUAAUGUCUUGAUUUGGGAUAUCAUUAUAACAAGUGUUUUUGAUUUUUUUAACUUACAUAGUUCACUUAGUCAUUACAGCCGCAUUACUGAUGAUUAUUUAUGAGUAAUCUCAUUGCAUUAGUAUAUUGUGAAAGAACCAGAAGAAGAAUAGUCAUUGCUGCAGUUUUGAAUUAUGGCCUAAAUAUUGCAGUUUUUUUAAAGAAGUAUUUCUUCCACAUUGCAGCCUGAAGCUCAGAAUCAAGGGCUUUCAGAGGCCCUUUGUCAUUCAGCCUCUUGGCCUCAGUGGGGGCCCUGCAAAUUAAAAAGUUACCAAGUUUGCUGUUCAUACUCAUCACAGGCACUGGAGGUCUGGAUUGGAUUUCUUAAUUAUAAGCAUUUGAUGUGCCUCUGUUGAUGUUAAACUCAAGAAUGUGCACACACAAAGGAAUGAAACGUGACCUGUCUGUACGCAAACACACACAUUCACAUGUGAGCAUGUGCACGGGCUUACGUGACCAAGCACACACACUUUAAUGCAUGAACACACAUUCACUCACACGCAUUUGUACUUCGGCACUCAAACUCCAUGUUUAAGACUUCAGUUAACUUCACAUCUGCUUGAGCUACCCCCACACACAGCAGGGUGUUGGGCAGCCACGUGGCAGAGCACAGCACAGCAUGGCUCUACGUAGAUGAAGACAACAUCCCCACCCACGCAUCCUCUGACACCCGUCUACCCCACUGACAAGACGCGCAGAGUGAAGAGAGCUCCAUGAAAGAUUUACGAAACCAACUGAGGUGGUCUCUGUUAGAAGCUGAGUGGAGGCCGGUGGUUGGAGGCGAAAAGGAGGGAGGGAAUUCCAGGGAGAAUCCCGGAGUGUCUGAAGUGUGAUUUUGUAUUCAGAGAAGAGAUUUAGUAUUCCACCGCUCAGCAGUGAUCAGUCUCACAGAGGCUUUCACCAAGCCUCCGUCACCCUCUGGAUCCUGCAGAUUGCAUCUCAAUAGAGUUUGACGGCUGAUGGAAGGAGACACUUGCCAGCCCCUAAACACAGGCCAAUUACAAAUUCCGACUUGACUUAGAGAAACUUUGAAAAGGUCACAACACUGAGGUCACCGCAGCGUCACGUGGAGGCAUGUGGUGUAGGUUUCUGAGGUGAAGGCUGCAGAUAAAUCCCACUACUGUACAACGCACACAUUUUACGUUGGAGAUUUUACUCACGUUCUUGUUUAAGUGCAAACGUACACUCGUCCUUUACACUGUUUGACAGCGUGCAUUGGGGGAAAGCCAAGAAUAAAGUAGUCUGCACCAAAAUAACUCUCUGAAUACAUUGUCCUUAACCUGUCAUAUGAGAAUACUGCCUGCGUAUACAUGGUAAAAAUCGUUUAUUUUUGAAAACCUUGAUAUGGAUGUGGUCUGUCAGUACUUAAUGGUCUAAGAUGCCCUCUGUAAGACUUCAUUCUGCUCGAAAUAACACUACACGACGACUGUGUGUAUAUGUUGUCCUGACUGAAGAGGUGGGCAUAAAAGCCAGACAAAAUCAAAGUCACAUCCUGUACUGGGAGGAAAAACAACUCUACUGAAAUUCCAAGUUCUUGGUUAAAGUGCUGCCGCACUAAAUCAGUUCCUCGUGCAGAGUCUUUCCAAAACGUGAGUGCGUGAGAGAGUCAUAUUGCGUUGACAGUCACUCCUGCCAGGAAACCAGACAUCUCAUCUGGCACUGUCACCAAUAAUAUAAUUAGCUUAGGCUGCCUUGCAACCAUAGCUGUUGAGCUGCACUACAGUCACUCCGUGUGCUGCUGCGCUCAGCCGACACUUUUGUGCAGCAGCUGAAGGAAUCUGUAUGCGAUAUAUUUCUGACUUUUAAAACGUGUUUGAAACAAUCAGGGUGAAGAAGAAAUCCGCACAGUUGAAUGCCUGAGUCACUGUGGUGUUUUUGCAUCAGUUGCAUCUUGGCGCAAAGUUUGGUCGUGCACGCUCAGGAGACACCUGAGGAAUUUGCGGUGCUGGCCAAGGUGGGACGGUUCUGCCUCGUGAGUAGCGCACAGAGCGCGCGCUCCUGUCUCCCUAUCACCGACACCUAAAUUAAUUCUCCAGGCUCCACUAGACGGACAUGCAUUACGGAACGCGCACGAGCAGCGAAGGAAAGCUCCGAACAUGCACGCCGAUAACCAUCAAAUGACACCCAACACGUGCUGUCACAUUUAGCUGGUCCGGAUCCAAAAUUAUUUCCGAGCGUAAAACGCUUUGUUCGGCGCACCGGCCGACUUGUUAACGAGCGCAGAUAACAGUCUCUUUGUGUUUCGCACCCCGUAGUCGGUCGCUGGGAAACGCACGUCGUAAAAUGAGGCUGGGAAGCGUCAUUUUAUUCGUCGCUGUCUGCUCUUUUACCGCGUAUUAUAUUUAUGAGCCCAUUCCGGAGGAGAUUGAAGAGAGAUGGAAACUCAUGCUGACCAACUCUUUCUUCAGAAGUCUCAGCCACCUGGCAGACUUAAGUGAAUUACUGGGGCUGAAGGACUACAUGGGGGUAAUGUACUUCAUUACUCUGGCUGAAAGGGUAGUGCCAGUGUCUGACGAGCAUGUCAAGGUGACAGAGGAGAAAUUUGAUGGAGUGGAGGUGGUGCUGUACCAGCCAAAGCAGCAGGGCGUUGACACUGAGCUCAGGAGAGCUGUCAUAUACCUCCAUGGUGGAGGCUGGUGUCUGGGGAGUUCCAGGAUGAGUCCAUAUGAUCUCCUGGCUAGAAAAAUGGUCACUGAGCUAGAUGCAGUGGUUCUUUCUGUAGAGUACCGCCUUGCCCCUGCUCACCACUUCCCUGUCCCAUAUGAGGACGUAUACCGUGUGGUCAAACAUUUCCUCCAGAAGGGGGUGCUGGCCCAGUUCUCUGUAGACCCAGGUCGCAUUGCUGUGGCUGGGGAUAGUGCAGGGGGGAACCUGGCAGCUGCUGUGUCCCAGCAGUUACAAAAGGAGCCUGGUAGACAGAUUCACUUGAAGGCCCAAGCACUCCUCUACCCUGUGUUGCAGGCUUUGGACCUCAACACUCCUUCCUAUCAACAGAAUCAGGACAUGCCCAUUUUGCCCCGCACCCUCAUGGUGCGUUUUUGGAGUGAGUACUUCACCAGCGACAAGGCCCUUUUCAGAGCCAUGAUGGCAAACACCCACAACAACCCCGAAUCAUCCAGCCUGCUUAAGUUUGUCAACUGGAGCGCCUUUCUGCCAGAAACAUAUCAUAGAAAAUACAACUAUAGUGCUCCUGCUGUAGUGCAAGGAGUUGGAGGGCAUGCAGUUGGGAUGGAUGGACCAUCUCUGUCUUUUGCUGACCCGAGAGCAUCGCCCCUGCUGGUUCCAGACACGGCCUUACACUCUCUGCCCAAGGCCUACGUUCUGACAUGUGAGUAUGAUGUUCUUCGAGAUGAUGGGAUCAUGUAUGUCACAAGGCUCCGUGCUGCUGGUGUCAAGGUGACACAUGAACACUAUGACACAGGAUUUCAUGGAGCGCUGAUGUUCACCUUGUGGCCAACCGACUUCUUGAUUGCAGAUCGCAUGACAGAGAACUAUAUCAAAUGGCUCAAGGAAAACUUGUAAAAAUUCUUGACUAUCAUCAUUCCAGUUCUUCCACACAAUGCACCAGUGUUUGAGUAGGUGCAUAGUUUUUCCCUUCUGGUGUUCAACUUUUUGUUUUUCUUUAUACUUCUUUGGUCAUGAUAUUUUCUGUAAAUAUAUUGAGAAAUAACUUCUUCUUUUUCCACUCAUGUAUUUCAUCACAUUAGAUAUCAGUAGCAAACAUGAUUUAGAAAAACAAUUCACAUAUGGUGGCUUGAGUGAAACACUACACGGGUGACACAAUCAGUCAGGUACAAUGGUAGUAUUGUGUUUAUCGUCUGACAGACACAAUAGUACCCAGAGAGAGCUGUGGGGGAAAAUCAACUUGGAAAAGAUAUCAAAGGUUGGUGUGUGUGUGGGUGGCAGCUGGCCCUGUAGGAUGCUGCUCAGUCUUGAAUUUCUACCUGAUCUGAUCAUGUCACUAGAAUCUGAACUAUUCCAUUUGGGUUUUUUUAAGAAUCUUGUAUGAAGCUCUGAAAAUUUUGAAAGGAUUUUCACAACAGCCAAAAAUUAUAUUCAGUUUGGCCAAAGUUAACAUUUAUCACUGAGUGCAGCUGAUGAAACCUAAGAUUGUUUUCGAUGUGUGCAACUCCUGUGUUCCUGAAGUUGCAUCAGAGGUUGGCCAGUGGUAUUCUGUUAAACACAGAAACACAGUUUUUCACAAAGAAGGAACCCGCCCUUAGUUGUGUAACCAAUACAGAUGUAGAACACAGGCAGAUGCUUACUUGAUUUGAGGGAAUGUCUUCUUCAGGAAAACAUCUUUGCACAUCUAGUCUAAUUUUCAACAUUCCAGACAAAAUAUUGGUAUUGACAAUGUGCAUACCUCCAGACAUUCUUCACACCAUACAUAUAUGCAUUUUUUGUGAUUGAGCUUAGCUGAGUGUGAUGUAGCAAUAUGGCAGAAAGAGCGAAAAUGUCCAAGAAAGAAUUUGGGGCAACACUUUAUUUGCCUUAAACUUUACAUCACACCCCAAGUCUCAACAUCUCAAGAGUUCCCGAUCAAAGGUUUUAUAGGGUUGUGUGUUUGUUUCCUUGUUCAAGCAUGAUUUUAUUGUAGUUAGUAAAUGCUUUAUGCAUGGUUAAUCCAAGUACAGGCAUAUGGAAAUAAGAAUAAUACUCACUGAAUCAUACAUUUGACCAUCAAGCUAGUAUAGUUCUCAAUAUAAACCUGCCUUUGUCUAAUGAAUAAUACAAGUAAGCAAUGUCACGGCUGCUUUGCUGUUGUUAGAUGAAGUUGCCAGUGCCAGACCAAGUGCUAGUUUCAUGGUUAAAUUUGUAACAUGGAAUAGUGUGCAGACAGGAGGCUGACACUAUGGCUGCAUUCAGUUCUGUGGUCUGUGGUAAAUGACUGCACUUGUCAACUUUUAGCCCCUGUACCUCUGUGUUGACAACAUUCAGAGGAAGUGAGGCUACAUUUAUUUAUUCCCAAGGCCCAACAAUCAUGUGAGAUGGCUUGAAAUCUUUUUAUCUGUGGAUGACAUCACCCUGUGAGUUCUCUGCUCAUGGGAUGACCAUUUAAAAGAUAACAGGGAGGUUGAAAGGUUACUCAAAACUAAUCCUUUCCAUGAAUGUCUGUUCUUAAAUGUCUUGUGGUUCAUUAAGCUUUACUGUUCAAAAUAAGCUAAAGAUCGAGGCAUGUCAUGUUUGAAUGUCUCAUGCAUUUUUUAAAAUCAAUUUCUCAUUUUCACUAGGGAAAUACACAAAAGUAUGUAACUUUUUCAACAAGUGACAACUUUACAGCUGUUUUUGUCAUAGGCUUAAGCACUGCUACAUUCUCAAUUGUAAAUAUGAUUGCUUUUAUUUUUGUUUUGGAUUUCCUCCUGGAGAACUUAUGAUUUGCAUAAUUUUUAAUUUUAAUGUCAUUUUGUCAAUCUGUCAAUAAAUUGACUUGACCUUUAA
This is a messenger RNA of Acanthopagrus latus (yellowfin seabream), 6775 nucleotides long. RefSeq names its product arylacetamide deacetylase (gene aadac). Lineage: Eukaryota; Metazoa; Chordata; Actinopteri; Spariformes; Sparidae. Bases 3620 to 4858 code for a protein of 412 amino acids. The transcript is spliced from 5 exons. Gene Ontology annotation, cellular component: membrane. The record is from RefSeq and is a predicted model, not a curated record. Gene Ontology annotation, molecular function: carboxylic ester hydrolase activity.